GACGAAGUUGUUGUUCUGCCAAGUAGUAUUUCGCUCCGCCACGGUCGCCGAGCGGCUCAGUACCUGUCACGCACUGAAUCGCCGACUCUACUCGGGGCUACUCGAGGCUACUCUUCUCAUUCUCUUGAAUGCCUGGUGUCGUCGUUCUUCCCCCAUCACAUAGUCUCGCAGGGUUCGGUCCAGACACUCACAGCGGAGCACACUUACCUCGACCUAUCAAUCUUCCCUUGGAUUCUCAAACUAUGCACAAUGGCUUUUCAUCUUCAGGAUCUGUUCUGGAGAUCAAGGAACAUGCUAAAAGCACUGCGGAACGCAGUAAAGGUUUUAGUGCCAAAGCACUCAUUGGGUCGGCCCGUUCCCAGAUGCACCUGGCUCAAUCGAGGGACGCCGCUCAGGACCCAAAGGCAGCUCUGCAUGCCCUCUACGUCGCAGCUAACCUUAUUACGACUUAUACAAACCACCCCAGUUACGCCGCAGACAGGACCAAAGGGAGCCCAGUUUACAAUGAGUUCCUACAGUUCCUGCAGGAAAACAGGGAAUCUCUGAAGCGUAUCAAAACCCUCGAGGCGGAAAUUGAUCUUGAGAGAUCGACCACAACUGUCUCACCCCAUCAGGGAGAAUUAUCCAGUAUAACAUCCCUUGCGGAUCGGAUGAAGAUGCUUGGUCAAAAUGGACUCGUCGACCCCACGACAAAACGUUAUUCACGGGAAGUUCCCCCUGGGACUCCUCCUCCCCUGUACAUGCCGGAUUUAGCCCGCUAUAAUCGACCGUCACCCUCGUUGUCCUCUACUGCUGUUCUCAGCACCGCAUCAUCUGCAUCAAACUCUACAACACCUUCGCCAUACGCAGUCGUGCCGCCGUCGUCAUUUGGGCCGCCGUCACCGACGUCUACCGAAUCGUCAGAGACAGGUCUUGAUCAAGUUGUGUUCGGUACCGCUGGAGUCGCUGCAGCCAAUGAAGUAGAGAAACAAAGUGCAGAGAAGGAUCUGGGAGGUACAUCAACAUUCGAACCGGCUUCACUCCCCUGGAAACCUACAAUAAAUGGCGCGUUGUCUGGCAUACCCUCAUCACCUGAGCGCCGGUUUCCGGAAUUGCUGAUCGACCCUUCAGGGUCAACGUUAGAAUCAACUUCACUCCCCUGGAAACCUUCAACAAAUGACGUGCUAUCUGGCAUACCCUCAUCACCUGAGCGCCGGUUUCCGGAAUUGUCGAACGAUUCCCCAGGGCUACUGCUUAAGUCCCACGAUUCAGAAACAUUAAGUGACACUCCCGCUUCCAUAAGCCGCGCGAACGUUCUUACACACAUCCCGUCAUCUAUAUCAUACAGCUAUAGUCGUCCUGAUAGUACACCCCGCACACCUUCCGUAAUACCCCAUUCUCUCACAAACGGUUCCGCAUCGAUACAAUACCCCUCCUUCUCGACCACAAGUGCUUCCUCUGCUUCUAGGUCAGGGGCCACGUCCGUAAUCUCUCGCCCCCCAGCGAUUCCACCGCAGGCGAGCAUCAACCACUCUCCACUUGUUCGGAGGCGAAGCGACUACGUCGAACAAGGUACUGGCAGUGCGUCAUUUAGCGCUCGCCUCCCCAUCGAUUACCCCGAUCUACCUCAUUCUCACAUUAUUCGCCCUCCCCCUCCGGUCGCUUCCUCCUCGUUCCAGCGGCAUCAUUCCCACUCGCAAUCAUAUUCCGUUAGCACACUUAAGGAGCCUCCCAAACCGCCUACAAUAGCUUCUACUUAUCCCGUGACAUACUGGUCUGACAUGCAGAUUGUCACGGUUGGCCUCAAGAAUUUGGGAAAUACAUGUUACAUGAAUGCUACAAUUCAGUGCCUCAGUGCCACGGUGCCAUUUGCGAGAUUCUUCACUGGCCGGUGGAGGAAGGCUGUUAACGCGGUCAACCCCAUGGGAACGAAGGGGCGCCUCGCAUUGGCAUUUGCAAACAUUCUCUACGAAAUGUCGCAUUCUGAACUUCCGCAUCUGAUCCCCGCUUCGUUCAGGAAAUCAAUCUGCACACAUGCUCCUCAAUUCUCGGGAUCUGACCAGCAUGACUCGCAAGAAUUCCUCACCUUUUUACUUGAUGGUCUCCACGAGGACCUCAACCGUGUCCUUAAUAAACCAUCCAAUGGAACAACGCCGGAACGCGAGGCUGAACUGGAGCGGCUUCCUCAGGCGAUUGCCAGUGCACAGGAAUGGGAGGUUUAUCGGAUGCGGAACGAUUCACUUAUUGUAGAUUUCUUCCAAGGACAAUUCAAGAAUCGGUUGGUGUGUUUGACAUGUCGUAAGACAUCGACAACGUAUAACUCCUUUAUGUACCUUUCGCUUCCCGUGCCUUCCGUGAAGGGCCCGUCCAAGACAUCCCUGCAGUUGUGCCUAGACGCUUUUGUCAAAGAAGAAGUGCUUUCGGGAACGGAGGCUUGGCACUGUCCGUAUUGCAAAACUUUGCGUAACGCCACUAAACAGCUCUCGUUAUCACGCCUUCCGCCAAUCCUGCUUAUCCACCUGAAGCGCUUCUCGCACAAAGGGGUAUUCACAGACAAGAUUGAGACCGUCGUUGACUUUCCUCUCAAGGGUCUGGAUCUAACGAAUUACAUGCCUCCAGCUCUACCCCCCGGAAUGCGUAAUUCAGGGAAUGGUAUUGGCGGUGAUGAUCCGCGAGUGCAGACGCCACCAUACAAAUACGAUCUAUACGGCGUGACCAAUCAUUUUGGAAAUCUAAGCAACGGACAUUAUACCGCUUAUAUCGCUUCUCGUGGAGGAUGGGUUUAUUGUGACGACAGUCGGGUCACACCGACUGACGCCAAGGAUAUAGUGGGACGCCCAGCAUACGUGUUGUACUACAAGAGAAUCGAAUCAUAGAUCAAAUCACUAUUUAAGAUGCUUAUUUGGAUGUUUAUUUCCUCGAAUCAAAUCAAACUUACAUCACUAUACUUGCUGUCAUCCCCUGUAGCUCGCAUGUCGACGUGUCGUUCCUUACUAUUUGCUUCUCUUCACGGAAUUUACGUAGUCUACAUACUCUCACAUCGAUAAUGACAUUUGCUCUCGGCGUGAUCGACUGCAUCGAUCUAUCAUGGACCAGCCAUGGCGGAUACCACGUGCAUCGUAUAGUGUAUAUCUGCUGUGAAAGAGGCCCAGGAUGGAUACACAAAAUGACGACGACGUAGACAAGUCAAUAUUUUGUUAACGAGCAGAUUCAA
This is a messenger RNA of Suillus subaureus, 3193 nucleotides long. RefSeq lists its product as uncharacterized. Gene Ontology annotation, biological process: protein deubiquitination. The transcript has 12 exons. Bases 129 to 2855 code for a protein of 908 amino acids. The record is from RefSeq and is a predicted model, not a curated record. Lineage: Eukaryota; Fungi; Basidiomycota; Agaricomycetes; Boletales; Suillaceae. Gene Ontology annotation, molecular function: cysteine-type deubiquitinase activity.